AUGGGCAAGUCAAUGGCGUCUUUGCUUGCCGUCAUUAUCGUCCUCUGCUUCCUGAGCCUCGCAAAGUCCGACGUUUUUUAUCAUCGCUUCAAAACAGGAGAUUCCGUUCCUUUUUACGCCAACAAGGUGGGACCGUUCCACAAUCCUAGUGAAACAUACCGAUAUUAUGACCUUCCCUUUUGUUCACCAGUUGAAGUGGAAGAAAAGAAAGAAACAUUUGGUGAAGUUUUGAAUGGAGAUCGACUAGUUGCUGCUCCGUAUAAAAUCAACUUCUUAAUUGAUAGAGAACCCGAGAUUAUCUGCUCAAAAAGGCUCACAAGAGAAGAGGUUACCAAAUUCAGAACUGCUGUUUUGAGGAAUUAUUUUUUUCAAAUGUACUUGGAUGACUUGCCCAUUUGGAGUUCCAUUGGAAGAUUUGAAAGCGAAGCUGAAGAUGAUCGAACUGGGCCUACAGUUCUCCUUUUUAGGCAUAUCAAGUUUGAGAUCCUAUACAAUGAGGAUCGCGUCAUUGAUAUUGUCGUUCAAAAUGAUCCAACUGUACUUGCGGACUUGCCAGAGGAUAAGGCAGUAGACAUAGACUUCUCAUAUUCCGUCGUAUGGACUGAAGCUGACACUCCAUUUGAGAAGCGGUUGGAGAAAUACUCACGAACAUCCUUGCUGCAACAUCACUUGGAAAUCCAUUGGUUUACGAUUAUUCAUUCAUGUUUUACUUGUGGACUUCUUGCUACAAUUCUUAGGCGUAAACUUAAGAAUGAUUUUGUUAAAUUUACUGAUAAUGAGGAGGCCGAUGAUGAACAAGAAAAGAGUGGUUGGAAAUACAUUCGGAGUGAUGUGUUCAGGUACCCAAGAUACAAGUCCUUGUUUGCAGCAGUGCUUGGAACUGGCACACAGCUAUUUACUCUUGCAAUCUUCGCCCUUGUACUUGCACUAGUCGGCAUGUUCUAUCCAUACAACAGGGGCGCUCUGUUUACUGCACUUAUUACAAUAUACGCGCUAACGUCUGCGGUUGCAGGCUACUCGGCAGUCUCCUUCUAUUGUAUGAUUGAAGGGAAGAACUGGGUGAAGACUUUGAUAUUGACUGGAAGCCUAUUAUCUGGACCUUUGUUUUUGACGUUCUGCUUCCUGAACACUGUUGCACUUGCCUAUAACUCUACUGCAGCACUACCAUUUGGAACUAUUGUUGUUAUUUUCCUCAUAUGGACUCUUGUGACCACACCUUUGCUAGUAUUGGGUGGGAUUGCUGGCAAGAAUAGCAGAUCAGAAUUUCAAGCUCCUUGUCGCACCUCUAAGUAUCCGAGGGAGAUCCCCCGGCUACCUUGGUACCGUAGAGCCCUUGCUCAAAUGGCUUUAGCUGGUUGUGUGUCUUUCAGUGCUACUUUCAUUGAACUCUACGACAUAUUCGCUGGCUUAUGGGGUCACCAGAUUUACACCAUAUACAGCAUUUUGAUUAUUGUGCUCAUUCUCUUGAUUGUUACCGCUUUCAGCACCGUCGCAUUGACAUACUUGCAGCUUGCAGUCGAGGACCAUGAAUGGUGGUGGAGGUCUUUCCUUUAUGGUGGAUCAAUCGGCUUCUUCAUAUAUGGUUACUGCUUUUAUUUCUAUCAUGCAAGAUCAGAUAUGUCAGGCUUUAUGCAAACGUCUUUCUUCUUUGGCUACAUGGCUUGCAUUUGCUAUGGUUUCUUCCUCAUGCUUGGAGCUAUUGGUUUCCGAGCUUCUUUAAUCCUUGUCCGUCACAUAUAUCGAUCCAUCAAGUGUGAAUAAUCGAAGGCUAAUUGGAACCAUCAGAUCAGCACCAGGCAAGAAUGAAUUCUUGUAUAUUGUUUUUGGGAGGCCAGCACAGUGUAUCGCUGUUUUCUUGUAAUUCAAUAGGUCCAUGAUAUUGGAGUGAGGUACAUAGAGCGUAAAACCCAAGUUCAUCGAAGUAGCACUUCAGAAUAAGAAAGUCCAAUAGUAAUGUACAAAAAAGAAGAAGAAGAAGAAAGAAAGCCAGUCUAACGGUGGGACCAGAUUGAAUAGUUCAAUAGAAUUUUGACGAUAUGAAGGAAAAAAUCUGGCAAUACUCCGUUCGUCCACAGGUGAAAAGCCCACUUUUCCAU
Molecule: messenger RNA, 2096 nt
Organism: Prosopis cineraria
Lineage: Eukaryota; Viridiplantae; Streptophyta; Magnoliopsida; Fabales; Fabaceae
Product: transmembrane 9 superfamily member 2-like
Exons: 7
Coding region: 1-1761 (586 amino acids)
Biological process (GO): protein localization to membrane
Cellular component (GO): membrane
Source: RefSeq, a predicted model, not a curated record